AUGGAUUUAUCAGCAUCAUCGAAAUCGGUGGAUGAUCCUCAACAAGUACGAGAAGGAUUCCGGAAAGGUCUACGUGUGUUUGAUGCCUUGUACCAUUUCCCCAAGCCUGUGAUUGCUCGUGUGAACGGCCCUGCCCUUGGCGGUGGUGUUGGCCUCAUCUUUACCACCGACUUCCGUGUUAUUGCCGAAGAAGAAACCUAUGUCGCUCUUACAGAAGUCAAGCGUGGCAUCAUCCCUGCUAUCAUUUCUCAAUACCUUGUACCUGAAUUGGGUCGUCAACGUGCUCGAGAAUGGAUGCUUACAGGUCGUCGUGUUCCCGCACGUGAAGCAGCUGCUUAUUGA
This is a messenger RNA of Lichtheimia ornata, 342 nucleotides long. RefSeq lists its product as uncharacterized. Bases 1 to 342 code for a protein of 113 amino acids. The record is from RefSeq and is a predicted model, not a curated record. The transcript has a single exon. NCBI's taxonomy places the organism in Eukaryota, Fungi, Mucoromycota, Mucoromycetes, Mucorales, Lichtheimiaceae.